CUGUCAGAGUUCUGGUCUCGGGGACCAGGCUGCUUUCGGGCAGUAGGGGGGCAGCGCGUCUGCCCCUGUUCAACCUUGUAAGGAUGAUUCCUAAAAAAAAAAAAAGGCUGCGGCCAUGGCCAACUUGGCGGUGCGGGAGGAGCGGGCAGCUGCCGCAGCGGCCAGCCACAAUGCCCGCGCUGCACUGAUGGAGGAGCAUGGGGAGCGGGGCACUCGCUGGUUCCAUCGGCAGGCUGACGAGCCAGCAGCCGGCGCACAGGAGCCCAUCACGCACUUGAAGGUGCCGGGGCAACCGGCGCCUGUGGCGCUCACGGGGCCGGGCACGCGCAACACUGUCUCCGCAGCCGCCGCAGCCAUGUACAGCAGCACCAGCCCCACCGGCCUGUUCCGCGUGCAGCCGGUCUGUACGGCGUCGCAGCAACAGCUUCUGGCGGCCAUUGACCGCAAGGUUCCGGCGGAUCUGCAGGCCGCCGCAGAGGGGUCCGGUGACGGCGCCCUCAGUGAUGCCGAGCUGAUGGCAGCGCUGGCUGGCUCCGCCAAUGGUAAAGCGCCUGGGUCGGACGGGGUCCCGUACGAGGUGUACAAGGUUUUCUGGGCGCUGCUGGGUCCGCGCUUGUGUGCUGCUGCUUUUUUUUUUGAGGAAUCAUCCUUACAAGGUUGAACAGGGGCAGACGCGCUGCCCCCCUGCUGCCUGAAAGCAGCCUGGUCCCCGAGACCAGAACCCUGAAAGGGCAAGAAGAGAAGAGAAGAGAAGAAAACAGAAAGC
This is a messenger RNA of Chlamydomonas reinhardtii, 766 nucleotides long. RefSeq lists its product as uncharacterized. Bases 116 to 661 code for a protein of 181 amino acids. The transcript has a single exon. The record is from RefSeq and is a predicted model, not a curated record. NCBI's taxonomy places the organism in Eukaryota, Viridiplantae, Chlorophyta, Chlorophyceae, Chlamydomonadales, Chlamydomonadaceae.